GCUGGCUCCAAUCGCAGCUCGUACCACGUCAACCAAGGGCAGCAACCGCACAUCCUGUUCGGUGACCGUCAGCACUGCACGCAAGAUUCGAACUAUAAAUUUCAUUUUCACUUUCACUUUGCGACACCAUGGAGCCCGACCGACGCUUUGCCUGCCCCGUUGACGGCUGCAACAAGCGCUUCAAGCGCAAGUUUACCUUGCACGAGCACCAGAAGACACAUUUGGGACUGCGGCCAUUCGUCUGCGUCGAGCCAAACUGCGGCAAGCGUUUUACCACAUCUGGCAAUCUUGUCCGGCAUUCGCAUACGCACCGCGUUCAAAAGCCGUUUGGUUGCGCUUGGAACGCGUGCGCCAAGACCUUUUGCUCACGCGAGAAGCUCGUGCGCCACCUCUCAACGCACGUCGGACUGCAGCCGUACGUCUGCCAUAUCUGCGGGCGGUCCUUCUCGACGUCCGGCAACUUGUCGCGGCACAUGACCAUGCAGAUGCAUACGAGCACCGAAGUCGAUGCGCGAUCGAGCAUGUGGAGGGACCUAAGCCAGCUCCUCUCCGACGACAACGAGCUGCUUGGCAGUGCGAAGAAGCAGCGAUGCCGCAUCGCCGAAGAGAUUGCCAUGCCCCGCGAAUCAGCCGACUUCGAGCCGAUCCAAGCACCCACGUUGAGCUUCGCCAACCUUUGCAGCGUUGAGGGGCUGUUGUUUGGCGAUGGUGGGAUGUACUAGUAUCGUCUCUAAGACUGAAAUGACCCACAAUGCAUUUUUACGUGUCCC
Saprolegnia diclina VS20 is the source of this 770-nucleotide messenger RNA. RefSeq lists its product as hypothetical. Lineage: Eukaryota; Oomycota; Saprolegniomycetes; Saprolegniales; Saprolegniaceae. Bases 129 to 722 code for a protein of 197 amino acids. Gene Ontology annotation, cellular component: nucleus. The record is from RefSeq and is a predicted model, not a curated record. The transcript has a single exon. Gene Ontology annotation, biological process: regulation of transcription by RNA polymerase II. Gene Ontology annotation, molecular function: RNA polymerase II cis-regulatory region sequence-specific DNA binding; DNA-binding transcription factor activity, RNA polymerase II-specific.